Molecule: messenger RNA, 3910 nt
Organism: Melanotaenia boesemani (Boeseman's rainbowfish)
Lineage: Eukaryota; Metazoa; Chordata; Actinopteri; Atheriniformes; Melanotaeniidae
Gene: zic3
Product: zic family member 3 heterotaxy 1 (odd-paired homolog, Drosophila)
Exons: 3
Coding region: 273-1610 (445 amino acids)
Biological process (GO): central nervous system development; regulation of transcription by RNA polymerase II
Cellular component (GO): nucleus
Molecular function (GO): RNA polymerase II cis-regulatory region sequence-specific DNA binding; DNA-binding transcription factor activity, RNA polymerase II-specific
Source: RefSeq, a predicted model, not a curated record
AUUGACUUUAUCAGUCCAAGGACAUCAUCCGCCUGGUAAGGGGGGGAAGUUUGAUCCUCUUUCUCACGGAUCGCAGUCAACGGGAGUUUUUUACUUCCAACUCUGUACGUAGGAUUUUCCCCACUUUUGGCUUGGUUUGUGUUUUUUAUUUUCGGAUUUUUCGCACAACGUAGUAUAUCUCGGCGCAGUGUCUGCAGCGCGCGCACUCCGCUAAACUGGAUUUUAAUUUUAUUUUCUGUUUUCUUCCCGACUCCUAAGUUUUCUUCAAGCUCAUGACUAUGCUUCUUGAUAGCGGUCCGCAGUUUGCAUCGUUAGGAGUGGGGGGUUUUGGGACACCACGGCAUCAUGAAUUAGGCAACAGAGACCCUAGUCUGGGACUGAAUCCCUUCUCUGAUUCCUCUCACUCCGCCGCUUUUAAAAUCAGCCCCGUGGCUCACGAUAUCGCUUCCAGUCAGACAUCAGCCUUUACUCCGCAAGCUACUGGAUAUGCAGCUGCUCUGGGACAUUCUCACGGCGGGCAGGUGGGCUCAUAUGGCGGGGGAGCAUUCAACUCAACACGGGACUUUCUCUUCCGAAACCGGGGUGUUGGAGAGGCCACAGCGCCAAGCGCCCAGCAUGGGAUCUUUGCAUCAUCGGCGGGGAGCCUGCACGGACCGCCCGGGAUCACCGAUAACCCUGGACAUUUGUUGUUUCCAGGACUUCAUGACCAGGGAGUGAGCCACACUUCAUCGAGUGGACACGUAGUAAACAGCCAAAUGCAUCUUGGCUUACGCGGGGACAUUUUCGGAAGACCAGAUCCGUAUCGUCCGGUGGCAAGCCCUCGGACGGACCCCUACGGGGCUCAGCUUCACAACUACAACCACCCCAUCAAUAUGAACAUGGGAAUGAAUGUGCCGACACACCACGGUCCAGGGGCCUUUUUCAGAUAUAUGAGGCAACCGAUUAAACAAGAAUUGUCCUGCAAAUGGAUAGACGAGAACCAGAUGAACAGACCCAAAAAGACUUGCGACAGGACUUUCAGCACCAUGCACGAGAUGGUCACGCAUGUGUCCAUGGAGCACGUCGGCGGCCCCGAGCAGAGCAACCACGUCUGUUUCUGGGAGGACUGUCCGAGAGAGGGGAAAUCUUUUAAGGCCAAGUACAAACUCGUCAACCACAUUCGUGUGCACACGGGCGAGAAACCGUUCCCAUGCCCCUUCCCCGGAUGUGGGAAAAUAUUCGCCAGGUCGGAAAAUUUGAAAAUCCACAAAAGAACGCAUACAGGUGAGAAGCCGUUUAAGUGUGAAUUUGAUGGCUGCGACAGACGCUUCGCCAACAGCAGCGACAGGAAAAAGCACAUGCAUGUGCACACAUCAGACAAGCCAUACAUCUGCAAAGUGUGCGACAAGUCAUACACACACCCCAGCUCUCUCAGGAAACACAUGAAGGUACACGAGUCCCAAGGUUCAGAGUCAUCUCCAGCAGCAAGCUCUGGAUACGAGUCAUCCACACCGCCAGUACUGGUCUCAGCCAGCGCCGAGGACCCGACAAAAACACCACCGUCAACCGUACAAAACACGUCUGGCCACAGCGAAGGACUGGCACCCAACUUUAAUGAAUGGUACGUUUGAAGAACAACAAACCCUCUUUCAUUGUGGACCAUGAGGAUGAGGAUAAUCGAGGAGUAAACCUCAAAAAAGCGAAAGAAACAGAUAAACUAUUCCGUGUCACUUCACACACAUACCAACACACGCGCAACACACACAAAUGGGAUUGGAAGAACAACAGCAACAACGGGAGAUGAGAGCAAAAGCCAGCAGCAAGCAGGCCACGUCAGUUCUCAGGAUCACAAAAAAAAUUGACUUUUAUUCCACAGUUUUGAAGAAAUAAAAAAAAAAUCACAAAGUCAAACGUAAAUAAAACGUACUUUCUCAGUAUAAAUAAAUGUUUUUUUAUCUUUUAGUUUACAGAUUUCAGAAAAUUUGUUUUAUUUUUCAUUUUAUGUAUUUUCUCAAAUUUUUAUUUAAAAAAAUAAAUAAAAAAGGAAGAUUAUUUCACGCUGUUUUAUAUUAAGGUGACGCGCUACUGUCGCCUCUUCAAUUGAUUGUUGAAACUUCAGUCUUAAGAAACGUGCCAAAGUCUUUGUCAUGAACUUGAACACAGAAAAAAAAUCAUAAAUAAAUAUUAUACUCGUGAAUGUAUUUCCUUGUUUGAUGGGGUCGAAUCUGUUGUCAACGUCCGUUUUUCAGGUGGAGACAUGUGGUAUUAGGUUACGAUUGUUACCGUUGAAUAUAACGUUGCCUUUUGUUAAUACCGUUGUAAAUACAUAUCCAUGAUGCCAUAUUUAUCAAUUUGUAAUUUAAUUAUGGGUAUAAGUUCUGAAACUUAAAUGAUAUUUAUGGAAAUGUUUUCUAACAAGAACUGUACAGUUUUUGGUCAUAACCAGCUUAACAAUGAACAAAUCAUAAACUCUAAUGCUCCAACAUCGCGAUUGUAUCCUUCUGUUUUCUCUUUUUAACCAAUAGGCCUACAUGUGUCUUAUUUGGAUCACAAAAAAACAUCUAUAUGAAUAUUAUGGGAUUUGUCUAUAUAUAAUGCAGAUAUUUCCGUCACUUUUAUUUCCUUUAUGAGACCAUUGACAUGUAUAAAAUCAAUGACUGUGUAGACCUGAGUUCAGUUGAGCGGAGAAGCUAUAAAACGAUUCUGUUGAUAUCUUUACUUUUGGUCAAAUUUAAACUUUUUGUGUAUCUUACUUUUAUAGAAUCAGAAAUAGAUGUCAAUUCUUGGCAUAAACUUCAGGAGCAGAGAGAGAGGGAAAAGAAAAGAAAAGAAAAGAAAAGAAAAGAAAAGAAAAAAGGGAAGGAAACCCACCAGCCCAUUGCAAUCCUAAACAGGUCUUAGACGAGUGUGCGAAGUUCAUGAUUUCCAAAUUAAGGCGACAGUAUUUUCAGUUUUUUUUUGUUUUUUUUUUUGUUUUUUUGACUGAUGGGUCAAGCGCCCGAACUUCUGCGCCUGGUAUGGCAAUCUUCAUAGUUCCAGCAAUGUCUUUGUGCAAGUAGCCUAUGUUUAAAUGUGUGCAUCGGCAACAAUGGAACUGUCACAACAACAGUAUCUUCAAAAAUAAAAAAAGUUUUUUGUCUGUCAGCUUGCAUUGUUUUAAAUGUAAUUCUUCUGUGAAACUAAGCGUGUUAUUUGUUGUGGUGUUGCAUAUAGAGCAGUUUUAUUACACAUUUGCUUGUUUUGUGUGAAUAACUUGUCAAGAUGACAUUUUUUGUGUUUAACAAAAUUUAGUGGAAGGAAUUCUAAAUCUAUGUGGGAUGGGUGGAGAAUACGUUCAGUGGCGAAAAAGAGUUACAGCAUUGCAUUUGUAACCUAUUCUCAAGAAUUAAAUAUUAUGCAUACACAAAGUAUAUUGUACUCAUAUGAGAACAAUUUCAGACCACCAGCACUACUUUUAAAAUAAAAUGUAAAAAAAAAACGGUACCUCUUGACAGUGAUAUAUGAAAUAAGUUUAUUUAAAUAAUUUAAGGAAUAUAUGUUUUAUAUGCUAUUUUCUAUACCUUAAUUUAAAAAGAAGUACAUUUUCUUAUUCUAACCACCUUUCUGCCCCAUGUCCAGAGGUCAGAGGAAAAUAUCUGAUGUAUAAACACAGCUAGAAUGUGAUGUUGUAACACUUUCUAGGAGAAAUGGGUCACACUACGAGUUAUUCCUGAAGAGCAAAACUGUUUUACUGAUGAACUGUGUCACUGUGCCACAUCGAGGCAAACCAUGUUACAACAGCAGGCAUAUGCGUUAGCCUAUUUAGCUACCAGAGUCAGACGUUCCUUGUACUUUUUAGGCUACUGUAUGUUGGUUGAUUUGUUUUACCAACUAUUUAUGAAAAAUGUGAACGGAAAUUUUGAUUGACAUUAAAAAACAUUAUGAAAAGCGA